Rosa chinensis is the source of this 564-nucleotide messenger RNA. RefSeq lists its product as uncharacterized. The transcript is spliced from 5 exons. The coding region runs from base 1 to 564 and encodes 187 amino acids. The record is from RefSeq and is a predicted model, not a curated record. Gene Ontology annotation, molecular function: zinc ion binding; ubiquitin-protein transferase activity. Gene Ontology annotation, biological process: protein ubiquitination. NCBI's taxonomy places the organism in Eukaryota, Viridiplantae, Streptophyta, Magnoliopsida, Rosales, Rosaceae. Gene Ontology annotation, cellular component: membrane.
AUGGAGAGUUCAAGCAGUGAAAGCUUGGAGGUGUCAGUCUCCACCGUCGCCGAAUCAGUCAGAGAGGAAGCUGGCAACAUGCCAGAGGACGAGCGAUCCUCUUCCGUCUCCUUGACGACUGUUUUGAGCCCCGAAUGCCGAAUCUGUCAGACGGAGGACUCCAUCGACCACACGGAGGCUCCUUGCCGGUGCAAUGGCACCCUAAAGUUUGCGCACAGAGAUUGUAUCCAGCGAUGGGUCAAUUCUCGUUUCAAGGCUACUUGUGAGAUCUGUAACCAGUAUGAGGGUGGUUAUAGAGUAACGGUGCCACCACCUGCAACGCCGCCGCAGCCUACGAGGAGGGAGAUUGAGGAGAUUAGGAGGGUGAUGGAGGAGGCUGAAGGUUAUCGGUUUUUACAUUCUGAGAAUCUGAUCAUAGCGAGUAACGUAGGCGGCGGCCUUCAGAUUCGGAUUGGACAGCCUUCACCUUCACCUUGGCCUCAAUUAUCUCCUCAAUUCACCAGGGAUAAUAAUAGUCCAGGACUCCAGGUGAUUGGCGUUUUUGGGGUUGAGAACAGCAUAUAG